AUGUCCGUCGCAACACCAAAUUCUCGUAUUUCAUUCGCCUCCUUGUCCCCGAACAACUUGGGCACGGUCAGGAAACUGAACUCUGUGUUGUUUCCCAUCAAAUACUCGGAGAAAUUCUACAGCGACAUAUUAAAUCCUGAUUACGAGGAAUUUUGUAAACUUGUGUAUUAUAAUGACGUCCCGGUCGGCACAAUCUGCUGUCGUUUGGAAACCAAAGGAGAUCAGACACUCCUCUAUCUCAUGACGAUGGGUAUUCUUGCACCCUAUCGUUCAAGGAAGCUGGGCUCUGAGAGUCUCGACCUCGUCCUUCGCGCCGCAUCGUCUCAUCACCAACCGAAAAUCGAUAAAAUAUAUCUUCAUGUCCAAAUAUCUAACGGUGAUGCCAAGAGGUUCUACGAGCAACAUGGUUUCCAGGAAGUUGGGAUUCACAAAGACUAUUACAAAAAAAUUGCCCCUCAUGAUGCUUGGAUUCUUGAAAAGACGAUCUCAGCGACUUAA
Molecule: messenger RNA, 498 nt
Organism: Desarmillaria tabescens
Lineage: Eukaryota; Fungi; Basidiomycota; Agaricomycetes; Agaricales; Physalacriaceae
Product: acyl-CoA N-acyltransferase
Exons: 4
Coding region: 1-498 (165 amino acids)
Biological process (GO): mitotic sister chromatid cohesion
Cellular component (GO): NatA complex
Molecular function (GO): N-acetyltransferase activity
Source: RefSeq, a predicted model, not a curated record